Molecule: messenger RNA, 887 nt
Organism: Liolophura sinensis
Lineage: Eukaryota; Metazoa; Mollusca; Polyplacophora; Chitonida; Chitonidae
Product: failed axon connections homolog
Exons: 6
Coding region: 18-887 (289 amino acids)
Cellular component (GO): cytoplasm
Source: RefSeq, a predicted model, not a curated record
CCCUGUAACCCGCCGCGAUGGAUCUGAACUGGGCACUGGACCACCUGUAUCAGUAUCCAUGGUUACCAGUCGCUACUGGAUUAUUGAUCGUCUUUGUCGGCUUGAUUGCGAUCCAGAGACUUCUCGCAAGUGGGUCUGAUUUCUGUCCAGAAGAUGUCCCGAAUACCGUUAUCCUGUACCAGUUCCAAAGAGGCCCCUAUGCCCCCAGCUUUUCCCCUUACUGCCUCAAACUGGAAACUUACCUGAGGAUGGCCAACAUACCUUACCAGAAUGUUCACGGUAUGAAGAAAUCGAGUAAAGGGAAGAUUCCCUGGAUUCGCUAUAACGGCGUUUCCAAGGCGGACAGUCAGUUCUGCAUCGACUUCCUGAACAAGAAAUUUGAUGUCGACCUCAAUUUCCGUCUAGAUCGAGCCAAUCAGGCCGUUGCACGGGCAUUUUCAAAACUUUUGGAAGAAUCGUUGACGUGGUACAUGAUAAUAGAGCGCUGGCUAUACAACCAGGACAAGCCCUGGAUGUCUGAGGCGGGGAUUCCCCGCCUCGUGCGAUGGUUCAUAGGGCGUAAGGUGCGGACGGCGGCGUAUUAUCAAGGCAUGGGCAGACAUACGCGAGAAGAGCUCCAUGACGUCAUGAGGAAGGAUAUUGAGGCCUUGUCGGCUUUUCUUGGGUCAAAGAAGUUUCUUAUGGGCUACCAGCCGUCAGAAGUGGACUGUAUCGCGUUUAGCCUGAUAACUCAGCUGACAGUCAACAUGUCGGGGUCGAUAGCUGACGUUUUCAUCACAGAAAAACACCCUGAAUUAUUGGACUACUGUGAUCGGAUGAGGCGCCGAUUUUGGCCAGAUUGGGAGGAAUGCACUACAAGAGGUGGGAAAACCAAAACCACCAAAUAG